Trematosphaeria pertusa is the source of this 678-nucleotide messenger RNA. RefSeq lists its product as uncharacterized. Gene Ontology annotation, cellular component: THO complex part of transcription export complex. The transcript is spliced from 2 exons. Gene Ontology annotation, biological process: positive regulation of DNA-templated transcription, elongation; mRNA export from nucleus. Gene Ontology annotation, molecular function: mRNA binding. Bases 1 to 678 code for a protein of 225 amino acids. Lineage: Eukaryota; Fungi; Ascomycota; Dothideomycetes; Pleosporales; Trematosphaeriaceae. The record is from RefSeq and is a predicted model, not a curated record.
AUGCCUGCCGACCUCUCCAGCUUCAACACCGCGGACCUCAUAAAGACACCGCACAACAGCCGCCUCUACCAGGAGAACCAAAAUCUAAAGAAGCACGUCAACGACCUCAUCGACUACCAACUUGCGCACCCGAGAAAUCCGAAGCCGGUCACGCGUGAGGAAAUUGACAAUGACAAGAAAGUUAAACUUGAGAUCCACAAGAGGGAGAAGCUCAUUCGAUCGCAACUGUCCGUCAUCAAGACGCUAUAUCGCCAGAGUGUCCUGAAGGUUCGAGAGGAGAAGGCAAAAACGGCUGAUGAUAGGGCUGUCAACGACGCUCUGAUCCUUGGGCUUCACAAUCUCAAGUAUGAGGAGCAGUCGCUGCGAUCAGAGAUUGCGGCUGCGGAGAACUACGACCACAAAUAUACCAAACUCCCUCUCAUCCCCGUCGAAGAUUUCCUCGAGCAGUUUCCCGAACACGAAGACGCUUCCGACCACGACCUCAUGAUCGCCCGCAUCGAGCACGAACACCGCGAGCGCGUUAAGCUCGAAGAUCGCCGCCAAGAGAAACUCAAACAGAAACAGAAGCUUAUUUCUGAGGUGAAAAAGGGCAAAGACGAGCUUACCAAGCUUGACAGCAUGGUGGAGAAGUUCGUUGAGGCGGCCGAGCCAAUUAAGAAGAUGCUUGCGACUGAGUAG